GCAUCCGGAUGUGUUGAAUGCAUCCCUGAGCACGCUCGACUGCGGUGAUAAGGAGCCAAAGGACCUGUGCCGCGAAGUCAAAAAGCUGAAAGCACACCGAGUGUCCUGGCAGGAGCAGUUGAGGUAUCGCUUCUUGCUGACAUCGGCUCCGAAGUGCACCUACACGGGGCGCGUCUAUCCGUUUGUGGCCUCGAAUUCCGUGGUGGCCAUGUUUUCUAACGGUCGGCAUGGCGUGAGCCAAGCGAUUUAUGCAGCCCUGCAGGACAACGUGCAUGUCAAGCUCGUGCACGAAAAGGCCUUCGUGGAAGAGAUACGAAACAUGCAAGCUUCUUGGAGAGAGCUCGCCGCUCUACCUCCACGUGCACAGUCUGUUUACGACUGGGCUACGAGCAGUGAUGUUCGGAUCUGCUACAUGUAUGAGCUUUUGCGCUCCUACAGGACGAAGCUGGCCUACAAGCCGUCAUCCGAUGGAACCAUUGCGAGGCUGUUGAAGACGACAACUUCCUCGUGCGGACAUCAGAGCUACAAGCCGGGAUCAGAGAUGGUACGCGCGGACAAAGGUCGCCGCAGCUACUGUGUCGAGUCUUGGCCGGUUCCCUCGAACGCCUCCAUGGGUGAGGCAGCCUUCACAAAGUGGUGUGCUCAAGUGCAAGCUCGAGCCCCGAAGUUCUAG
This is a messenger RNA of Symbiodinium necroappetens, 673 nucleotides long. The record is from the annotation of a GenBank genome assembly. Lineage: Eukaryota; Dinophyceae; Suessiales; Symbiodiniaceae.